Phlebotomus argentipes is the source of this 880-nucleotide messenger RNA. It is a transcript of the gene Ssk, whose product is annotated as protein snakeskin. Bases 223 to 696 code for a protein of 157 amino acids. Lineage: Eukaryota; Metazoa; Arthropoda; Insecta; Diptera; Psychodidae. The transcript is spliced from 3 exons. The record is from RefSeq and is a predicted model, not a curated record. Gene Ontology annotation, biological process: septate junction assembly.
UGUGUGUGUUGGCAAAUUGAGAAGGCGUUCGGAGACUUGUUCGCCAUUCAUUUUGUGAGUUUUUACUGAUUGAGACACGCAUCUCUGCAUCUGCUCUAUUUUUUUGCACAAGUAAGGAACAGUUUUUUGUGGUGUGGCUUCAGAGUUUUCUCUUCGUGCUGAAGAUUGUUGUAAAAUAAAAUUUCUGUUGCACAGCUAAAAGGAUAAUAACAAGGAAGAAAAAUGGUGUCAGUGGAGACGAUUGGUUCAGUUUUUCUCAAAGUGUUCAAAUUGGUGCUGAACAUUGUCAUUCUCAUCCUCUACCGCACUGGCUAUGGUGGCGACUUUCUGGGCGUCGGUGGCACAUGGAACCUCAACGAGGAGAAGAGUCCCGAUGCAGAGAUUGUGGCUUCUGGUGUGAUUGUGGGUUUCAUGAUUUACACUUCAGUGCAACUCAUAACGUAUGCUUUCGGAACAACGGCGCACAAGAGAGAGCUGUCGGACACCAUCAUGAACGUUGUGGGUACGUUCAUGUGGGUGGCAGUGGGCGGAACUGCUCUACACUAUUGGCACGGCUACAUGCCCGACCACGACUUCCUGCAUGUGGCCACAGAGCGGCAAGUGGGACUCGCCAUGGGCGCGCUGUGCAUCAUCUCGGGCGCCCUUUACCUGGUGGACACCGUUCUGGCGUUCGUGCACUUUGCCAAGGAUGCCUAAGACUACAUCACGCCACAUUCAUCACACCUCAGCCAUCAACAGACAGAAUGACAUCAUGGCAAUAGACAAGCAUCCUCUCUUUAGGACCUCAGUCACAAUGCAACAAUUGCCAAUUUCACUGGUUUUUAAGUGUAUUCUUUCACUAAUUAUAAAUUACCUGUAAUCAGGUGUAAUUGAAUUUUUU